AUGGUGAAUCCUCCUCCUCCGAGAAUCCUCGGAGAAUCCUCCUCCUUAACCGCAAUUCAUACCUAUCGGUUACACUCCAAGGGUUUGGUGAGUGAAGAGCUUAUUAAGGAUGAUACAAUGCUGGUCGUUGGUUUAGGUUUGUCCCUCUGUAACUCUAACGAUGACACGAAACUGGAGAUUAAUAAAGCUCUGAUAACCCAAAAGCUGGCACACCCAGAAGCUGCGGAACUGGCUGCCCUCAUUCACGGCUUGAAAUGGGCCUUGCAACUCAGUGUGGAAAGUAUCCAAUUCUUCUGUGACGACUCCAAUAUCUUGGGCUACGUUACUCGUAAAGCUACACCGAACGAGUCCAUUAUAUCAAAACUUUUGGAGCAAGUGCUUCUUCUUCAGACAAGAUUCAAGUCUUGUCAGGCACUUGCUGUAAGCAGAGACAUCAAUUCUGUCUUUAAGCUAGCAAAAGAUGCUAUAGCUUCCCACACUAGAUGGUGUGAGGGCGACACCGAGUAUGAGACUUGUCCGGUCUGCUACUCUUACGUUUCACCUAAUGAUAAGUUUGAGUUAACCGCAAUUCAUACCUAUCGGUUACACUCCAAGGGUUUGGUGAGUGAAGAGCUUAUUAAGGAUGAUACAAUGCUGGUCGUUGGUUUAGGUUUGUCCCUCUGUAACUCUAACGAUGACACGAAACUGGAGAUUAAUAAAGCUCUGAUAACCCAAAAGCUGGCACACCCAGAAGCUGCGGAACUGGCUGCCCUCAUUCACGGCUUGAAAUGGGCCUUGCAACUCAGUGUGGAAAGUAUCCAAUUCUUCUGUGACGACUCCAAUAUCUUGGGCUACGUUACUCGUAAAGCUACACCGAACGAGUCCAUUAUAUCAAAACUUUUGGAGCAAGUGCUUCUUCUUCAGACAAGAUUCAAGUCUUGUCAGGCACUUGCUGUAAGCAGAGACAUCAAUUCUGUCUUUAAGCUAGCAAAAGAUGCUAUAGCUUCCCAAACUAGAUGGUGUGAGGGCGACACCGAGUAUGAGACUUGUCCGGUCUGCUACUCUUACGUUUCACCUAAUGAUAAGUUUGAGGUGCGCGGCUGCUUCCACCGCAUCUGCGUUACGUGCAUGAGGAAGCCUUUCUCAUCCGAACAACUUCUACGAGGGAACAACACAGCAAUCUGCCCUUACCCAGAUUGCGAGAAUGAUCUUGUGCCAGAGGAUUGUAGAGGUUUUGCUGAUGCUGAUGCUAUUACUCUUAUGAUCCAGCGCAAAAAGGCGAAGGCCAUCCCCGUUAAAGACAGAGUCUACUGUCCCAACCCUUCUUGUUCCUUUCUGAUGUCGGACCUCGACCUCAUUAAGCAUGUACGCAAUAAAAAUCCUCGGCAGUCAGAAGCACGCAAGUGCACGGAGUGCGGCUUGUCUUUCUGCAAAAAAUGCCAUGUUCCAUGGCACAACAAGAUGACCUGCGAUGAGUUCAAGAAGUCGGAGUCUUACGUGAAAUCUGACGCGGCGCUUUUUGAGUCUUUUGUGAAGACAGAGGGAUUGAAAAAGUGUCCCAAGUGUGGGAUUAUCAUUGAACAUGGUGGCGGGUGCAAACAAAUGACUUGCAGACACUGCGCACACGAGUUCUGUUACACAUGUGGGGCUGCGUGUAAAAAGAAGAAGAAACUGACAUGUGGAUGCUCGCGCUCAGGGAAAUAAACAUCCAAGGAAUGCAUCUCCUGGAUGUCAGACUCACUCGGAGGAAGCUCAUCAGUCUAGCCCUAAGUACUCUGGAAAAUACUCUUGUUUGGAUUCUCAAGUUAUUGUGUUUAAUGUUUUUAUUUAAUGGAUAUAUUAAUAAGUUUAUGUAAUGAAGCUCAAAAGUUUGAAGUGAAUUA
Camelina sativa (false flax) is the source of this 1862-nucleotide messenger RNA. The record is from RefSeq and is a predicted model, not a curated record. Lineage: Eukaryota; Viridiplantae; Streptophyta; Magnoliopsida; Brassicales; Brassicaceae.